This is a messenger RNA of Clavispora lusitaniae ATCC 42720, 1410 nucleotides long. RefSeq lists its product as uncharacterized. Gene Ontology annotation, biological process: transcription elongation by RNA polymerase II; post-transcriptional tethering of RNA polymerase II gene DNA at nuclear periphery; poly(A)+ mRNA export from nucleus. Gene Ontology annotation, cellular component: transcription export complex 2. Lineage: Eukaryota; Fungi; Ascomycota; Pichiomycetes; Serinales; Metschnikowiaceae. Gene Ontology annotation, molecular function: RNA binding; double-stranded DNA binding. The record is from RefSeq and is a predicted model, not a curated record.
AUGGACGUGGUGCACGGUUUUCUUCUCCAAGUGCAGAAUGCCACAAAAGCGCCGCCGGCCCAACAGCCGCAGAUGCUCCUUUCGUGUUUGCGUCUCCACCCGUCGCUCAAUCCGUUCGUCGUACAGUUGAACAAUGUGGGGAACUUGGAAGAAGAGCAGAUUGCACAGGCGGUCGAGAUGCGCCAUUUUUUCAACGACGACUGGGCGGCAAUGAACCUGGUGAUUGUCUCGUUUGUCCAUCUAGCCAAUCAGCUAGAGCCCUGGUCGCUACUCGAGUCGUUUGAUCUCUACUCGCGAUACUUGAACGAUUUAUCCAUUGCAUUCACCAACAAGGCCCGGGGCCACCUUCUCACGCCGCUCUUGGAGGACCUGAUCGAGUUCAUAAUCCCGCUUGCGUCGCGUUUGGAUCACCAGCUCUUGCUCAAGGAGAAACACAGAAAACCUCGGCUCACAUACGUGGCGUCUGUUCUUUUGAGAAUCUUCAAUAGCAUCCGCUCGCUGUUGGGCGCUGGCGAUCACAUCGAGAUGAUGAAAAAGUCCAUCAUGCUUUACAUUGGCGCAAGGCUUUGUCUCGUGUAUUUCCGUUUGGGCAACCCGCUUCUAUGUCGCAAUGUGUUUUCCAACAUGAACAAUGCCAAUCUCCAAUUCCACUCGUAUCCCAUGAACCAACAGCUUCAGUACCGGUACUACUUGGCCAAGUUUUACAUGGUCAAGUACCAGUUUGUUGAUGCAUUCCAGCAUUUUUCCUGGUGUCUCCAACAUUGUCCACCAAACCAUCUCCAAAACAACUUGAAUGUCACCAAGAUUCUACGAGAUUAUCUUCCUGUUUCGAUAGUGUUGGGCAAGAGACCACGGAUCGAAAACUUCAAGUCGUUUUUCUACACAUCGCAGGCCCAGUGCCCGGCGUUUCUAGACUUGUACGGCCAAAUAGUGGAAACCGUAAACCGAGGCAGUUUGUUUGAUUUUCACCAAUUGAUAAAUCACCCGCCCAACUACGAGUUUCUAAAGCUGCACUACCUUUUGCUUUUCAUCUCGAUCAAAACGUGUGUGGUGAUACUACGGAAUUUGGUAAGGAAAGUGUGGCUGGCCCAAGGGAAACAUCCGAGACUAGACUAUGACGCCAUCAAAGUGGCCCUUGAACUUUCAUUGAACGGAAUAUCCAUUAAUGCUGUGCCAGCACAAACGUCUCUGGCACAAAAACCAUCGGCUCCGGUAGAUGAUUUGAUUGUUGAAAACUGUCUCAUCACACUCAUAGACCAGAACUUGCUCAAAGGCAAGUUGUUUCCCAGACUUCGUGUGGUCUCAUUGAGUAAGACAGUUGCCUUUCCUUCUGUGGACAGUAUUAAUUUUGUGAAGUUUGGAAAUGGCACCGAGGGGAAACUUAGCUAUGCAGACAAGUGGAUGAACUAA